Messenger RNA from Saxophila tyrrhenica, 876 nucleotides. RefSeq lists its product as uncharacterized. The transcript is spliced from 2 exons. The coding region runs from base 1 to 876 and encodes 291 amino acids. Lineage: Eukaryota; Fungi; Ascomycota; Dothideomycetes; Mycosphaerellales; Extremaceae. The record is from RefSeq and is a predicted model, not a curated record. Gene Ontology annotation, molecular function: flavin adenine dinucleotide binding; oxidoreductase activity.
AUGUUCAUGGCUACUCCUGCCGUUCCUGCGGACAUUGACACAGAUGCGAUGUCGGGGCAGAGACCGCUGAUGGAUCAUGCAACGAUCAUGAUCUGCAAGACACUUCUCGUUGAGGCCGGCAAAGAUCUUGCAAAUGACUACAACACGACCGUUCCCGGAUAUCAAGCAGCUGCGACUCAAGACCCUGCGCUUCGGUGGGAUGUCUACGUGAACCACUACAAAGAUCUUGCUCGUGCACAGAAGGAUCCAAAGUUCGUUUAUGAUGUUGAUGGCUUCGAUUUUACGCGCAUCAAUAAUCAGACUGCUGUGCCUACCGGAGCAACGCCAAAGGGCAUACUCUAUCCUCGUGCUGGUGUCCUCCGCGGUUGCGUUACUCACAAUGCCUUAAUCUGGAUCGAGCCGAAAGACUCGGACUGGAGCAACAUCCAGCAGAUGACUGGCGAUGAUUCUUGGAAUCCGACGAACAUGCGAGACAACCAUUUGAACAGCAAAUUCUACGACUGGCAGGUUACCAUGCCUUCAGAUCCCACGAUUCUGGUUCGAGAUAUCAAAUUGGCGAAGCACUUGCUCGGUGGAGCUGCUCAAGUAGGACUCGGGUUCUCUCCAGUCAGUGCUCUCACAGGACUCGGCGAAGCACUCCUCGUCAGCCCGAACGGCGGCUACCCUGGGCGAGACUCUGCGGAAGGCUUCUUCCAGAUCCCGCUCAUCAUGAAUGGUGGUGAGAGGCAGAGCGUCCGCGAGCGCAUCGUGGGCACUGUCGACAGCGGAUACCCGAUACCGAUCAUGACGAACACCUUUGUCACCAAGAUCAACUUCAGGCCCGAUAGGAAAAGUGGCAAGCCUGGAGCCAAAGGCGUCAGCUACCCCAAAAGAUGA